AUGUUCCAAGAAAUGCCUCGAGUAACAGAAUUAGAACUAAGUGCGACCAUCGCAGCUGUAAAUAAGGCGAUUGCGCUUUUCAAGAAUUGCUCCGAAUUUGAAGCAAAAAACUUGUGUUUGGCGCAAAAAAUCGAUCAACUUAGUGUCCAACGUUCAGAAUUUCAUUCAAAUUUGCAAAGAUCAUUAAGUUUGAGUUCAAGACUUUACCAUCGUGCCGGCGAUGUGUUUAUAUUCUUAGAUACGCUUGAAAACCCAGAGUACGGAGCUGAUGAGAUCGCUUAUACUUUAAACACGCUUUUGGAGGACGCGCGAAUUAACAAGGCAGAUGCAGAAAAAUUGACCAACUCUUAUGAAAAUAUAAGAACAAAGUUAUCGAAUAUAUAUAAUGAAAUCCAGAAGCAUAAUGAGAAGAUUUUGUUAAAUCAAAAAUUAAAGCCGGUGAAAGAAAAUGAAUUGAGAGAAAUAACCGAUAAAUCUAAUUAUUUUUCGAAUCAAUCCAUAACCUUUGGAACGCUUGUUCUCGUUUUUUUCUAUCCCGGAUGUACAAUACCGCAAAUAUUUGUUAUAUUAUUUAUAGUUGCUAUUGUUGCAAUUUAUUGCGCAAUUAGUUCAUUUCUAUUAAACGGAAAAGCGGAAAAAUUGAAAGAGGAGAUACGUCAAAUUGAUGUAAAUCUAUAUGAUAGAGAUGAAAAUAUUGAUUCAUUGAUCAGAAAUGUUUUGCAAAUAGUCGGCAAGGUUUCUACACUCGAGAUUUACUGGAAAGAAGAAGAGGCUAUGAUCAAUGAUAUCAUUGCAAAAUUUCAAUCUGAUCCCACCAAGUUUGGUUUGAUAAAAGUUGUCUUAAAGAAACUCCUCGAUCCGGAAGCUCAUCACGCCUUGCAUGAUACGGAAUUUCAUCGUCGUGAACCAAAUUCCUCGGUGGUUUUUCACGCAUUACCUAGACAUGAUAAAGAUUUGCCACUCGACGCAAUGGAGGGAAAACCCCUAACAAAAGAAGAUAAAUGGCAAGACGAUGAACAUCUUGUACAUCCUCCUGCUUCAAACGAUCCAAAAGGAAUUGUCGGUCGUUUACAAAAGGAUUUGGAGGAAGAAGACAAGAGGAUCAACAUCUCGAAAACAGAUUUAGACAAGAGGCAGUAA
Messenger RNA from Entrophospora sp. SA101, 1140 nucleotides. Lineage: Eukaryota; Fungi; Glomeromycota; Glomeromycetes; Entrophosporales; Entrophosporaceae. The record is from the annotation of a GenBank genome assembly.